CUGACAGAAUGUUCAGCAUGGCCUCUUGCGAAAGCUCUGAGGACGAGGAUUUAGCAAAGUUUGCCGUUAUUACGAACGUCGUUGACACAGAAGUAGCGAUGAUAAAAGGAAAUGGUACUUCUCUACCAAAUUCAAAGUCCAAACUAAGUUUGAGACAUUGGCGGAAGGAAGAGGAUAUUGCUUGUUCUUCGUCAGAAUUGAUAACACCUGAGUUUAGACACCAUGUUGCUAAAAAGAUUUCAAAGUUUUUGGAUGAGAACUUCAUCUGCUCUGAAAAAAAUACUGGCUUGCAAGAUGACCUUGUCAGCAGUUCACAUGAACCCUUAGGAAUCAAACUGCUCUCAAAAUCCAAUCAGUUACUACUGGGAGAAUCUGCAAAGGAAGUGCCUAGCUCUACUGUAGCAAGAAAGAAUACAAAAUUCUCAGUUAGCAGCGAAAGUGAUACUGAUGAAGAAGAAUUGAGUCGUUUAGCAGAAGCAGCAGUGUCUGGACACUCAGUCAUUCAAGAAGGACCCGGUGGAGGUGAAGAAAAAGCUGAAGACGAAGCUAAAACUGAAAGAAAACGGAAAAAAGAGAAGAAAAGAAGCAAGGAAAAGAGGAAAAAGAGAGUGAACGGAAGGAAGUUUCACGCCUAUGAUGCUCGGUACAAAGAUAGAGAGGCACUCUCCAUGAGCAAUACGAACGCAACACUGAAAGGCGUCAACUGA
Stylophora pistillata is the source of this 707-nucleotide messenger RNA. RefSeq lists its product as uncharacterized. NCBI's taxonomy places the organism in Eukaryota, Metazoa, Cnidaria, Anthozoa, Scleractinia, Pocilloporidae. Gene Ontology annotation, biological process: Wnt signaling pathway. The record is from RefSeq and is a predicted model, not a curated record.